Molecule: messenger RNA, 546 nt
Organism: Plasmopara halstedii
Lineage: Eukaryota; Oomycota; Peronosporomycetes; Peronosporales; Peronosporaceae
Exons: 2
Coding region: 1-546 (181 amino acids)
Source: RefSeq, a predicted model, not a curated record
AUGCUACUAUUGUCUUUCGAUACAUUCACUGUCGUGCUUCGUGUACUCGAUGAAAGCAACGAUACAACUGCUAGCGAUGAAGUAAAUAAUAGUGAGACUCUGACAGCUUUCUUCACUGCUCAGUCGCAACAUGAUCAAUGGAUGAACGCAUUUGCCAAAGGGAUCAAUUAUGCUAAAAGCCAGGCGACUUUAAAGGAUGAGAAAGUUCUGCUGUCAUUUGCAGAGGGGAUGCAAGAAUCUUCUCAAGAGAUAGCAAUAGGCAACGUAUCGAACAGCAAUAGUUAUCAGGGUAUCUUAGCUCCGUGGCAAAUGUCUGAAUCUCAUAUUCGUAAAGCUGCAAACUCACAAAUGAUAGCAACAGUGCCAGUAGACGCAGUUCUCAUCGGCUAUCGUUUCCGUUGUUAUUCCUCUCAAGAAGCUAAAGCAACUGCCACUUCUAUAUCUGCAUCAAGCCAAGAUCUGACUUUGUCAGUGGAUGACCAGCCUCAGUCUCUUGAUAUCGAGAUUUCAGUAUGUUCAUCUUGGGAAGCGCCGACUAUAUCCUGA